Molecule: messenger RNA, 1690 nt
Organism: Corythoichthys intestinalis (scribbled pipefish)
Lineage: Eukaryota; Metazoa; Chordata; Actinopteri; Syngnathiformes; Syngnathidae
Gene: polr2g
Product: RNA polymerase II subunit G
Exons: 8
Coding region: 309-827 (172 amino acids)
Biological process (GO): positive regulation of nuclear-transcribed mRNA poly(A) tail shortening; transcription initiation at RNA polymerase II promoter; DNA-templated transcription
Cellular component (GO): P-body; RNA polymerase II, core complex
Molecular function (GO): single-stranded DNA binding; single-stranded RNA binding; translation initiation factor binding
Source: RefSeq, a predicted model, not a curated record
AUUUGUGACGUUUUAUAAAUGUUUUUAAUUUUAACAGAAUCAUAUAGCGCAAAAUAUAAUAUUCGUUGCAUCAAAACCUCUACAUAAAUUAUUGAUAUGAAGUCAUUAGAUGGACUUACUAUUUACAUUCUACCGUGCUUUGAAUCAAUUAUGUUCUAAAUGCUGAGUAAAAGGAAGUGAUCACCGUCGAACGCCGAAGUUGAAAUAAUAAAUUGGAGUAGAUUGGAGGUAGUUUCGCUUCAUCUUCUAGUCAAACGUUACCGUUCAUUCACUGAAUAUAAUCAAGAACAAACUGAGCACAAAAAGAAAUGUUUUAUCAUAUAUCUUUGGAACAUGAAAUUUUACUUCACCCAAGGUACUUUGGUCCCAACCUCUUAAAUACAGUGAAGCAGAAGCUUUUUACUGAAGUGGAGGGUACUUGUACCGGAAAGUAUGGUUUUGUCAUCGCAGUCACGACCAUUGAUAACAUCGGCGCAGGAGUCAUCCAGCCGGGCAGAGGGUUUGUUUUGUACCCAGUCAAGUACAAGGCAAUUGUGUUCCGGCCAUUCAAAGGGGAAGUGGUGGAUGCUGUAGUGACUCAGGUUAACAAGGUCGGUUUGUUCACAGAAAUUGGACCCAUGUCAUGUUUCAUCUCCCGUCACUCCAUCCCUUCAGAAAUGGAGUUUGAUCCCAAUUCUAAUCCACCAUGUUACAAGACAGUUGAUGAGGACAUUGUGAUCCAGCAAGAUGAUGAGAUCAGGCUGAAGAUUGUGGGAACGAGAGUCGACAAAAAUGAUAUUUUUGCAAUUGGAUCCCUCAUGGAUGACUAUCUUGGUCUCGUGAGCUGAACUGCAAUGGACGAGUUAGUAAAGUAGUUAUUACUGUAGUUUUAGUGUAGUCACUUUGUUUUUUUAGUUGGUUAGUUAUUUUAGUUUUUUAGUGGCAAUAGAGCCUCAGUAAAUGUUUCAUUUGCUUCAUUUUUAUAUAACUGGUCUGGGUUAAAACUGCCUGAGACCUGGUGUCCACUUAAGUGGAUGUCACUUUUUGGGUCACUCAUAUGAAGGACCAAAGCUGCCAAAAUGAAAAAAUAAAUACAUGACUAAAUAGAUAUAAGUGAAAGUAGAAAUGACUAUGAAUACAAAAAUAUAAAAUUUAAAGAUUGAAAAUAAAUCUGGAAAUAAAUAAAUAUAAAUUAAAGAAUAAGAAAUAACAUUUGAUUGUUAUUACCAUUAAUUAAUUUCCACAUUUAUUUUUAAUCUUUGAAUCAUCUUUUUAUUUAUAGUCCUUUUUAUUUUCUUCUUUCUUUCUCUACUUAUUUUAGCAGCUUUGUUCCUCCAUACAUUUAGGCAACAAUAUUAACAUUUGGUAUACAAGUGUGGCCUGCAUUACCCAAAAUCUGUUUUCCAUGUAUGUGCUUUUAGGGAGUUACCAGUAAUCAUGCUAUUGGUAGCCACUUCUAUUUCCGUCAUCACUGUGAUUAAUCAAUUUAUUCUUAGUUUUCUUUUUAAAGUGGUGGAUUGCACCACUUAUUCAAAAUAUCUUUCUUUGUGUUCGUUUUGUUGAUUUGGCAUGGUUCAUUAAUGUUAUUGGCAACCUCUAUUCCUUUAUUACUCUUGCAAGUCAUGUUACUUUUUUGAUUUAGGCAUAUUUAACUAUAAUUUUUAUAUUUUUACACUAUUUUUUUAUGUGAUCUACAGACAGUAAUAAAAAU